AUGGCGCCCAAGAAGAAGGGAAACAAGAAGGCCAACGAUGACUGGGAGGCCGAGCUGGGCGAGUCCAUCGCCCCCGUCAACAACGACGCCGCCGAUGCUGCUGCCUCUCCCGCCCAAGACGACGAGGCCGCUUCCGGUGGUGGCGGUCUGAUGGCGAGAAUGCGCAAGGCCAAGGAGAAGCGCAAGAAGAAGGGUCUCGACGACGACUGGGAGGCCGAGCUGGGCGAGGAUGCUCCCGGCGCCGAGAAGCCCGCUGAGGAGCCCGUCCCUGAUCUGUCGGCCAAGGUCGCCGAGGAGGCUAACCUCGACGACGAGUUCGCCCUCCCCGAGAAGAAGGGCAAGGGCGGCAAGGGCAAGCAGCAGCAGCAGCAGCAGCAGCAGAAGGCUGCCCCCGCCGCCGCCGCCAAGAAGGACGAGGAUGCCGAUGAGGAUGGCCCUAGGGUGUUGACCAAGGCCGAGAAGGAGAAGCUCAAGAAGGAGCGCGAGAAGCAGCGCAAGAAGGAGCAGGCUGCUGCUAAGAAGAAGGGUACCACACCCGCCGACGCCGCCAAGGCCGAGCCCGCGAAGGAGGAGAAGAAGAAGGACGAAACCCCCAGCCCCGUCUCGACCCCCGCUCCCGCUCCCGAAGCCGCCGGUGGCAAGAAGAAGAAGCUCCCCGCCCACCUGCUCGCCCUCCAGAAGCAGCAGGAGGAGCUGCGCCGUCGCCAAGAGGAGGAGGCUAGGCUCCUCGCCGAGGAGAAGGCCAGGAUAGAGGAGGAGGAGCGCCUCGCCGCCGAGGCCGAAAAGCGCAAGGAGGAGGAGAGGGCCCGCAAGAAGGAGAAGGAGAAGCAGAGGAUCGAGCAGCUCAAGAAGGAGGGCAAGUUCAUGACCAAGGCCCAGAGGGAGGAGAAGGCCCGCAACGAGAGGAAGCUCCAGCAGAUGUUGGCGGCCGGUAUCAAGGUCAACGCGCUUGAGGGUGAAGAGGCCAAGAAGAAGCCUGUCUACGACGACAAGAAGAAGAGGGCUGCUAACAAGAAGAGAGACGAGGAGAAGGCUCUCGCCGAGGCCGCUGAGCGUGCAAGACUCGCCGCUGAAGCCCUUGCCAAGGAGCAAGAGGAGAAGGCCCGUAUCGACCGCGAGAAGGCUGAGAAGGAGGCUGCUGCCAAGGCUGCUGCCGCUAAGGCCGCCGCUGAGGAUAGCGUCGAUGAGGACUGGGAGGCCGCCGUUGCCUCUGACAAGGAGGAUGUCAAGGACAGCUGGGACGCCGACUCCGACGAGGAGGAGGAGACCAAGAAGGAGGCUGCCAAGCCUGCCACGGCCAACGGCAAGGCUCAGGCCAAGAAGGACGAGUCCGAGUCCGAGUCUGAGGAGGACUCUGAGGAGGAGUCCGAAGAUGAAUCUUCCGAAGACGAGGAGGCUACUGCCAGGCAACAGGAGGAGGCCAGGAGGAGAAAGGAGGCUGCUGAGCGUCGCGAGAAGGCUCACCAGGCCGCUCUGGCUGCCAGGUCUGCGGACAACCUUCGCUCGCCCAUUUGCUGUAUUCUUGGUCACGUCGAUACUGGUAAGACGAAGCUGCUCGACAAGAUUCGUCAGACCAAUGUCCAGGAAGGUGAAGCCGGUGGUAUCACUCAGCAGAUUGGUGCCACUUACUUCCCCGUUGAGGCCAUCAAGCAGAAGACCCAGGUCGUCAACCGCGACGGCAAGUUCGAGUUCAAGGUUCCCGGUCUCCUUAUCAUCGAUACCCCCGGUCACGAGUCUUUCUCCAACUUGCGUUCGCGUGGUUCCUCGCUCUGCAACAUCGCCAUCUUGGUUGUCGAUAUCAUGCACGGUCUCGAGCCUCAGACUCUCGAGUCCAUGAGACUUCUCCGUGAGAGGAAGACGCCCUUCAUCGUCGCGCUCAACAAGAUCGAUCGUCUUUACGGCUGGAAGAAGAUCGAGAACAACGGCUUCCAGGAGUCGUUGGCCCUCCAGAACAAGGCUGUCCAGAACGAGUUCAAGAACCGUCUCGAGCAGACCAAGCUCGCUUUCGCCGAGCAGGGUUUCAACUCGGAGCUUUUCUACCAGAACAAGUCCAUGGCCAAAUACGUCUCCUUGGUCCCCACCUCUGCCCACACCGGUGAGGGUAUCCCCGACAUGUUGAAGCUCAUCAUCCAACUCACCCAGGAGCGCAUGGUUGGUUCUCUCAUGUACCUCUCCGAGGUUCAGGCUACUGUCCUCGAAGUCAAGGCCAUCGAGGGUUUCGGUAUGACCAUCGAUGUCAUUCUCACCAACGGUAUCCUCAGGGAAGGCGACCGCAUUAUACUGUGCGGCACAGAAGGCGUCAUCAAAACAAAUAUCAGAGCCCUGCUCACGCCCGCGCCGCUCAGGGAACUGCGUCUCAAGUCGCAGUACGUUCACAACAAGGAGGUCAAGGCCGCUUUGGGUGUCAAGAUCUCUGCCCCCGGCCUCGAGGGUGCCAUUGCCGGUUCCCGUCUCCUUGUCGUCGGCCCCGACGACGACGAGGACGAUCUCGAGGACGAGGUCGAGGCCGAUCUUGCCUCGCUCUUCAGCCGUGUCGAGAAGUCCGGCCGCGGUGUCUCCGUCCAGGCCUCGACUCUUGGUUCGCUCGAGGCCUUGCUCGACUUCCUCAAGGACUGCAAGAUUCCCGUCGCCAACGUCGGUAUCGGCCCCGUCUACAAGCGCGACGUUAUGCAGUGCGGUAUCAUGUUGGAGAAGGCGCCCGAUUAUGCGGUCAUGCUUUGCUUCGACGUCAAGGUCGACAAGGAAGCGCAGGAGUAUGCCGAUCAGCAGGGCGUCAAGAUCUUCACUGCCGACAUUAUCUACCACUUGUUCGACUCGUUCACCAAGCACAUGGAUGAGCUGCUCGAGAAGAAGAAGGAGGAGUCCAAGCUCCUCGCUGUCUUCCCUUGCGUGCUCGCCCCCGUUGCCGUCUUCAACAAGUCUGGUCCCAUCGUUAUCGGUGUCGAUGUCGUCGAGGGUCAGCUGAAGAUUAACACGCCCAUUUCCGCCGUGAGGCAGAACCCUGUUACCGGUGCUAAGGAGGUCGUCGAUCUCGGUAGAGUCACCUCCAUCGAGCGCGACCACAAGCAGAUCCCCGUCUGUAAGAAGGGCCAGCCCUCGGUCGCCAUCAAGAUCGAAAUGGGCGGCAACCAGCCCACGUACGGCCGCCACCUCGAGGAGAAGGACAUGCUCUACUCCAAGAUCUCGCGUGCCUCGAUCAACUGCCUCAAGGAGUUCUACCGCAAGGACGUGACCAACGACGAGUGGCAGUUGAUUAUCAAGUUGAAGCCCAUGUUUGAUAUUGCUUAA
Neurospora tetraspora is the source of this 3288-nucleotide messenger RNA. RefSeq lists its product as uncharacterized. Gene Ontology annotation, cellular component: mitochondrion; cytoplasm. Gene Ontology annotation, molecular function: GTPase activity; translation initiation factor activity; GTP binding. The transcript has 4 exons. The record is from RefSeq and is a predicted model, not a curated record. Gene Ontology annotation, biological process: translational initiation. Bases 1 to 3288 code for a protein of 1095 amino acids. NCBI's taxonomy places the organism in Eukaryota, Fungi, Ascomycota, Sordariomycetes, Sordariales, Sordariaceae.